AUGAAGAAGGUGAUAAGAUCCAGGCCACAAUAUAUGAUUGUUCAAAAUAAUUUGCAAUGGACUAUAAAUGGUCGAACCAUUGUGGAAGAAGUGACUGGAGAUUCAGAGAUAAUUGUGCCUGCUGUUUACAACUUUGUUCCGUUCUCACGACUACACACUUAUAUUGAUUCUCUAUCCCACGUCGGUAUCUCGCUUUCAACCAAAUCCUCCAGUUCAUUUGUUAUUGAACCGGGGAUACCACAAGCAGCUGCUUUAUCAAUUUGGUAUAAUGCUAAUGCUGAAAAAGCCAUGGACAUAAUAUGUGGAAGGAUUGGUCUUGAGACAAAGUCACUGUCUACACUUCCUUCUGCUGAGGACAUCAUUACCAUUAAGAUGAUAGAUAAUCAACUUAAUACGAGGAGAAGCUUUUGGAUCAAUGGUCACAUCAAAGUGACAAAUUUGAUUCAACCUUUUUGGUACUUAAGCUGUGAAAAAUGCACAAAAGCAACUGGAUAUGAAUUUGAACAGAGGUUUAACUGCUUGUAUUGCAGACAUGAUCAAGUUAAAGCUAUGCCAAGGUGCCGAGUCAUUGUUGAUUUGAUAGAUGAGUCUUCAUCAUUGAAUGCUACAUUGUUCGGAAAUCAAGCUGAAAAAUUUCUUGGUUGCACUGCAUAUGAGUUGAUGAAUAAAUCUGAUGGGGAUUCUGUUAAAGAUAUUGAAAAAAUUGCCACAUUAUCCAGUAGUCAUAAGCUUCUAAUUCAAGUUAAAGCAUCUAAACAUGAAUAUCGUGAUAUUACAAGAUGGAAAUACACAAUCCUUUCUGUUUGUGAUACUAUUUCAAAAGAAAUCAACACAUUAACACAAACAGAUACUUCAAAUGAUGCUGAAGUUAGUCAAGUUUUAAAAAUUGUUGAAGAGCAAAGUGGAAAAUCAUUAGGCAUAACUGAAUUGAGAGAUAUAUCUGGAAGUGUUGACAAUGCUAAGAUAGAGCAAAUGAGCAAUGAAGAUAAAGUCCUAGCUGAUUUGGUUUCAAAGCCUACUGCAAGAAACAAUGCAACAAAGAAACUAAAGCUGAUGAUUUCCAAAAGUGCAGGUGAGGCAGAUCCAAUAGCGCUGAAUCUUGAAAGUUCUCAUUUACAAUUUGGUGAAGGGAGUAGGAAGCAGUUUGCCGAGCUUAAAGACAAUGCUUAAUUCGUUAUCAUGGGAACCAUCUUUUUGUUAAUGUGGACAUGAUAGAUUACUAUCAGUUCAUAAGUAGAUUAUUAUCAGUCUUUUGUGAAUUUAUAGCAUAUUUAGACUAUACUGUGAUAGUUACACUAAUAUUAUUAUUUUGUACAUUGCAAGAUGUAAUAGAAAUUGAUUUAGGUAUAACCUAAUACAUUUCUAUUAAAUCUUGCAAUUUAUCUUAGGAAGAUAGCAAUGAUGCUAAGAUAGAUUCAUCUAUGACACAAGUAUUUUAUGACAACUUUUUGUUUAACGAAAGUAAAAUAGUAAUUAUGAGUUUUUAUGAUUGUACUUAUAUUUCCUAUGAUCAUUUUUUAUUUUUUGUGUUUCUUUUAGUUAAUAUAUAAAUCCAUGAAUAAAUUAAAUUUCAUGAUAAUGGACUAGAAUCAAAAUAAAUUGUUUAUGUUUUCAUUAGUUUUAAAAUUAAUUUAUUCUCACUAAAUAUCUAAAACAUCUCAAUAUUGAUUGGUGUAUAAAAAACAAAUAAAAUUGAAAGGAUGAAGCUAGAAUCUAUUUACGAACAAUAAUGGUUUUUGCUUUUUCAA
Molecule: messenger RNA, 1748 nt
Organism: Ziziphus jujuba (common jujube)
Lineage: Eukaryota; Viridiplantae; Streptophyta; Magnoliopsida; Rosales; Rhamnaceae
Product: replication protein A 70 kDa DNA-binding subunit B-like
Exons: 9
Coding region: 1-1170 (389 amino acids)
Source: RefSeq, a predicted model, not a curated record